Messenger RNA from Poecilia latipinna (sailfin molly), 1627 nucleotides. Its product is annotated as ovarian cancer G-protein coupled receptor 1-like. The transcript has a single exon. The record is from RefSeq and is a predicted model, not a curated record. Gene Ontology annotation, cellular component: membrane. Bases 564 to 1499 code for a protein of 311 amino acids. Gene Ontology annotation, biological process: G protein-coupled receptor signaling pathway. Gene Ontology annotation, molecular function: G protein-coupled receptor activity. Lineage: Eukaryota; Metazoa; Chordata; Actinopteri; Cyprinodontiformes; Poeciliidae.
AUGGGAAACAGAAAAAUAAAUGGAUGUUUCCUGAAAUCUUCAUCUGGUAAACAUAAGAAAAGAAAAGCAACAUCUUCCAUUCACUGUUAAUUUUACAAAAUGUUACUGGAAGAAGGUCUGUGACCUUUUUGAACCUUUCAGGAGGAGACCGGUCCGAUCUGAUAGCAGAUCACUCGCAGGCAUCAAAUAGCUUGGAGUCAUAUGCAAAUAGACUGCUGGAAAGCUCAGAGUGCAGGUUGUACGUUCUGCUGAUAUUAGUUUUAACUCGGAAGAAAAACAUUGGAGAGGCUUUCUAUGAACAUAGUCAUGCAAAACUUCCUCUGUGUCCCAUGAUGGCCUGGGAGAUAAAACGUUUAGAUGAAACAUCUGAUGAGCUGGCUCUACUUUAGAAUGANUCUGACAACAUUUCAGACCUAAAAUCUGUUUCCUUUUUUGGUUCUGUUGCCUGGUGAAGCUAUUUUAAACCCAAGCUUGUUUGUCCAGUUGUCUUAUUUGCAUUACUGAGCAGAUCUGAGACUUUUCCUGACACAGUCCCAUUCAGGAUCGGACUCUGUGGUGCCAGGAUGAACUCCACGCUCAUGCAGAGCUCCUGCAGCUCCAACUCCUCAGUGGAGCAGCACAUGUACCCCACCGUCUACUCUUUAUUCUUUAUCGUGGGGUUUCCAGCCAACUGCCUGUCUCUGUUCGUAGCCUGGAAGCUGGCGCUGCAGGGGAACAGCAUGGCGGUCUACCUGGUCAGCCUGUGUGUUUCGGACCUGCUCUACACGGUCACUCUGCCCGUUUGGAUCGGGAUGGCGCAGCGCUGGAACAUCUCUGAUCAACUGUGCGGUGUGAUGUAUCUGAUCAUGUACAACAGCUUCUACGUGGGCUCGGGUCUGCUCUGCUGCAUCUCUGUGGACCGCUACCUGGCCGUGGUCUACCCGCUCCACUUCCACUGGGUCAGAGAGGUCAGGGCCGCAGCUCUGCUGAGCGCUGCCGUCUGGCUCCUGGAGAUUUUUCUUCACAUUCUCCUGCUUCACCAUAUGGGGGCGCUGCAGUCAUUCAACUUGUGCCACCAGCCGAUGCCCCUGACACAGAAGGACGCUGACGUUGCCCUGGUUCGGGUGGUGCUCGGCUUCCUGUUUCCUCUGGUUGUCAUGACGCUGUGCUUCCAGCAGAUCAUGCAGUCGCUCAGACGGAGCCGCUCCAUCCUGGAGGAAGAGCGGCGGAAAGUCGGGUUGCUGCUGCUGCUGCUGCUGAUCACCUACGUCGCCUCCUUCGUGCCCUACCAGAUGGUCAUGUUCCUGCGGGUCGUCCUGGAGCCGGGGGCCUGCGGCUGGGCCCGCCGCCUCAGAGACCCGUACCUGGUCACGGUCGCCAUGACGACCCUGAACAGCACUCUGGAUCCCAUCAUCUACUGUUUAAUUAAUGAGAGCGCCAAGAGAGAGAUUGGGAGAGUGAUGAACAGAGGGAGGAGAAGUUUCAUCAAAACAGCGACACGGAUCCAAGCAGUUUCCUGAAAUCCUCUUUUAACCUGCAUCCAUAUUUAGUUUUAUCUCAAAUUAUCAUGUACAAAAUUAUUUAACUUAGCAAAUAUAAGCAAUGUUUUUUAAUUCCACUGUAAAUGCUCGAUACGUGGACUGACGUC